UUUUCAUUUAUUUUCCGGUGCUCGUGUUUCUGUGGGUACUAAAGGGAGAGAGGAAGUGAAUAAUUUAAAUGUCUCAAACAGCGAAAAGAAACGGAAGGACACAACAGCGGGUAUUGCUUGUGACCAGAAGAGUCGUUUUUUUUGGACAACUUUGUGGUGUCAGUUGUCAGUCGUGCCUUUGUUUACUAACGCUUUAUAAACGCUUUAUAAACUAGGUGUAUGAAUUAAUAGCGUUGUUUUGUUUAUGUAAGAGAUUAAGCGGUUAUGGUGCUUUAUAGGAACGAAUCUUAUGUCAGUGUGAACAAAAGAAGAUCAACGGUGUCCGUCUAUUGGGAAGAAACCGGAGUAAGUCCAUAAAGACGCGGUGUGGAUCUUUAUAUACAGUCAAGAUGGCAACAAUAAUAACAACAGCUAAAGGACUGAACACUGAAGAGACCGACACAACAAACAGCGCUACAUUGUCUACAAUGGCAGCAUCUUUAGCUUUAAACAACAGGGUUUACUCUCUGGACGACCUCGAAACAGUGGCCACUGUCGGCACAGGGACAUUCGGGCGGGUUUUUCUGGUCAAGGACAAAAAGACGAGGAGUUUCUUUGCCCUGAAAGCCAUGAAGAUUCCAGACGUCAUCCGAUUAAAACAGGAGCAGCACGUUCAUAACGAGAAGGAGGUUCUGUCGGAGGUGAACCAUCCCUUCCUCAUCCGGCUGUUUUGGACGCACCACGACGAGCGCUUCCUGUACAUGUUAUUGGACUAUGUGCCCGGCGGCGAGCUGUUCAGCUACCUGCGCAACCGUGGCCGCUUCAGCAACGGCACCGGACUGUUCUACUCAGCCGAGAUAGUGUGUGCCAUAGAGUACCUGCACUCUAAAGAGAUCGUCUACAGGGACCUGAAACCCGAGAACAUCCUGCUGGACACAGAAGGCCACAUCCGCCUCACCGACUUCGGCUUCGCCAAGAAACUUUCCGACCGGACGUGGACUCUGUGCGGCACUCCUGAGUAUUUAGCUCCAGAGGUGAUCCAGAGUAAAGGUCACGGCCGGGCGGUGGACUGGUGGGCUCUGGGGGUACUCAUAUUUGAAAUGCUGGCUGGGUACCCGCCGUUUUUCGACGACAAUCCUUUCGGCAUCUAUCAGAAGAUCCUGGCGGGAAAGCUGGAGUUUCCACGGCAUCUGGAUUUCUACGUAAAAGACCUCAUCAAGAAGUUUCUGGUGAUUGACCGAGCAAGAAGACUUGGGAAUAUGAAGAACGGAGCAGAAGACGUGAAAAAGCACAGGUGGUUUAAGACUGUAGACUGGGAUGCGGUGCCAAAUAGGAAACUAAAGCCCCCUAUAGUUCCUAAGGUAUCUCACGAAGGUGACACUUCCAACUUCGAAGCUUACCCAGAGGACGAGUGGAAAAAAGAGACUCCAGUGUCACCGAAAGACCUCGAGAUUUUCAAGAACUUUUGAAACUGGAAAACAAGGGAACCAUGUUUUCCUCCGCUGGUGCAAAAGGACCACUGCAAUCCUGGUGGCCAGUCUCGAUGCUCUCUUGUCGCAACUCGAUCGACAGCACGCAGAGUGACAGGCCAUCGUUUUUACUAUCACCAUCAUCCUGAAGAUCCUCAAGUGUGGACAGAAGGAAGCGUUUUUUAUUUGCGCUUAUGUUUGCAAAAAAAAAAAAAAAAGAAAGUAAAAAAGGCACCACUGUUUUUCCUCAAAGGUGUCUAAGCCAAGAACAUGCUAGAAGCCAGUAGUUUGAUUCGGUUUAGACGAACGCCUGUCACACUAUCAGAAACUAGCUUUCAGACGCAUCUCUCGUCUAGUUGUGGCGUCAUGCGACAUGGAAAAGCCAGAGAACCAACAACAAAGUGUUUACACUCUAAAGGUUCUUCUAAUCUAGAUGUCAGAUCAUUGUCAUAUCAAUACACAUCAUUAUCAUAUUUAAAGCUUUUCAUCAUAUGAGUAAUAAGACAAACACGAUGUGUUCAAGUAGAGAUUCACCGAUACCUUGGAUUUGUUUUGUAUUGGGUUUUUUCCAGACCAAAUAUUAAGUAAUUCUAAAAAAAAAAAAUGAGUAAUCAGUCAAUCAGGGAUGUCACUCAACCCUAAUAUUCAGCUUUAUUUCAUUUUCCUUGGGUAAUUAGUGUCCAGGAAAAGUGCACUAGUGCAUGUUCAUGAUCUUAGGCUACUAGACUUGUUCUUUAUGAGCGAGUAAGUUUGUGCAAAUAUUUAGCUACAUUAGUUACCUUGGAUGAUGUAGGGUUGAGGUUGUCUCUUUCAAGUACGCUUUACUACAGCGGUACGUAAAGAAGAUGUUUUUGUAUGUUUUCGGCUGCGUCCAAAUCCGUCAUCGCCGAGGACCAAUAAGGGCUGAUUGUCAACAACAAUACACUGGAAAAAAAGCUGAUCUUCUCAAUCAGCUAUUGGGAGGAUUCUAGCUAGUGUCCCAAAUCACAUACCCAAAGCAGUUCUUAGGUUCACAAUCGAUAGCAUAUAACGAUGUAAAGACGGCUCGUACGGGGCGCACUUAUUUCCAGGGAUUUCAGAACAGUAUAACAGAUAUUGCGUCAUCGGGUAGGCAUGGCCUAUUUGAUCAUCUAACCCUAACCGUAGUUUUUGGUUGUUUAUUGUUUUCUAAAAGAAAUCUACCCGUAUGACUGUUUUGUCCUUCGUAGGUAUGCUCUUUUUUUUUUUUUGGAAAAAGGACGUUUUUCCAAGACCUCCGGAAACACGCCCACUUUACAUCGCGGUAACGAAACCCCUGGAAUUUAGUUAACGCCUGUCUCAUACACCAGAGUCUCAUGAGCCAUCUUGAAAAUGUUUUCUCAUCCGGCGUGAGUGCCUGCUAGCCCUGCCCUUCUUCUGCUACAUAACCAAAGCUGCGAGUUGUAAGUGUAAACCUGCUACUCAAACUAUUCUCUACUACACAAAAAACAACAUUUUUUUAAAUACGUCCAGAUCGCUGUCCACAACGCAAACUAGGUUCAAACUUAGUAUCUCCUGAUACUGGAUGGUGGUAUUGGAGCUUUUUUUUUUGGAGUAUCAGACUGAUCUUAGCAUCUGUAUCGAUGCAUCUCUAUCAUAAACUCGACAAAUAUGGGUCUGAGUAUCGACGGCUUUGAUGAUUAAUAAAACGACAUGGUGCUUAUUGACUUUUUUAACCGGUAGCAUUAGUUUCCAUUGAGGUUUGAUGCGGCCUCAGUUAGGACGCUAUCCUCGUCAUCUCUGCAUGUAUGUAACGAAACUUUUAGCACUUGCCUAAGGUGGCCUUAUGUUAGGAUGCAUACAUGGAACAUUAGUUUCUUUUUAAAAAAAAAAAAAAAAGGUACUGGUGCGUUUGAACCCACUGGUGCAGUCGAAUCACUUGUUACUCUGGGAUAUAAAACCUCUGUAUAGACACGUGAGACUUAAGUGUGCUGUUAAAUUAGGUGUGUGUGUGUGUGUGUGUGUGUGUGUGUGUGUGUGUGUGUGUGUGUGUGUGUGUGUGUGUGUGUGUGU
Messenger RNA from Tachysurus fulvidraco (yellow catfish), 3479 nucleotides. RefSeq names its product protein kinase X-linked (gene prkx). Bases 390 to 1448 code for a protein of 352 amino acids. The record is from RefSeq and is a predicted model, not a curated record. The transcript has 8 exons. Gene Ontology annotation, biological process: protein phosphorylation. Lineage: Eukaryota; Metazoa; Chordata; Actinopteri; Siluriformes; Bagridae. Gene Ontology annotation, molecular function: protein serine/threonine kinase activity; ATP binding.